AUGUGGGUAUCGACUUGUAUUACAUUAUACCUAUUCAUUCAAAUCGCCAACGCUGGCGCAUUAACCUUCAAGGAUUCACAAGAAGCAGCGGUUCCACGUGAGACGAAGCCAAAUUUAUCGUACAAUGAACUACUGUAUAUAUUGAAAACCAGAAAUGGCGAUCGCACUAAACCACCAAAGGCUCUAUCACCGUGCGCAAGAGCAAUACUCGGGUGCUGCGACGAGAAUAAAGUGAUAAAUGAAAAUUGUUCAGUAUUGCUGAACUGUGGUGCUUACUUCUUUGACGACAAUCCCUGUGAUGAUAAGUUUAUAUACGACGCAUUAAGAGCUGCCACAGCCUUUUACCACCAGUAUGACAAAGUUUUUACAACAUAA
Leptosia nina is the source of this 375-nucleotide messenger RNA. The record is from the annotation of a GenBank genome assembly. Lineage: Eukaryota; Metazoa; Arthropoda; Insecta; Lepidoptera; Pieridae.